Messenger RNA from Poecilia latipinna (sailfin molly), 952 nucleotides. RefSeq lists its product as uncharacterized. The record is from RefSeq and is a predicted model, not a curated record. Bases 77 to 952 code for a protein of 291 amino acids. NCBI's taxonomy places the organism in Eukaryota, Metazoa, Chordata, Actinopteri, Cyprinodontiformes, Poeciliidae. The transcript has 5 exons.
CAAAUUAAAAAUGUGAAACCGGUACUUUACAGGUUCUUACAGUGUAAAAGUGAUCCCGUUUGGUUUCCAGAUAAAGAUGACAGAUUUUACUCCUGAUAACUACACCAUAUAUGUUGCUGAGAAGGAAAGACCAGCUGAAAGAAAAGCCACUGUUUUCUUCUACAAUGAAACUUCAACUCAUGAUAUCAGCCAUCUGAAGCCGUGCACUGAAUAUGAGCUAAAUGUCACACUUAAUGUCUCCAAUGUUACAAAAAUAUUCUGUAACACAACUGAAAAUAAAACAGUUACCACAAUAUCAACAAAAACAACAACUGGAAUGACUGGAAGAGACAUUAAAAGCAUCUCCUGCCCUUCUGGAUAUUUCUGUUACCAAAGUGGUUGGAACAUCAGCUCUUUACUAUCAGGAAACAACAAGGUUUCAGAUGUGCAGUUCAUCAAUGGAUCGUAUCGUAUCAAACCUGCUUAUGAGAGCAUUUGCUCAGAAUUAGUUUUGGAGUUCCCACAAGAAAAAUGCACGAACAUCACCUUUACCAUAACUGAAAAUGUUCCUUUUGACUUCAUUGAUGUAAACGACGUAAUUCAGCCUAAACCCACUGAACUUCCUGCCAAGAUAGAACCAGAAUUACCUCCAAACUGUCAGAAUCUCAGUGUUGAGUAUAAAUGUUCAGGAAUCAACAAUGACUCUGUUGAACCGUCUGACAUGAAGCCGUUCACAGACUACAGCUGUACUGGUGACAUCAAGAACAACCAUGGCUCCAUAAUUCAGACUCUUCCUCCUGUCCAGUUCAACGUUAGCUGUGAUUUUUCAAUAAACUUCCUGCUGAAAAGUCCAACCAGUAAUUCCAUUAAGCUGAACUGGGAACCAACGAGUCGUAAAUGUCAUGGUAUUCUUGACAAACUGACGGAGCUCUCUUAUAGCUGCAGCUGUCGGCAAGGCUGGAAACGUAAGUGA